AUCGGAGGGACACAGCGGAUCACCAAUCACGGAAAGAGCCGAAGAUGUCAGCUCGGUCAUGAUAUCAGCUGUGUCCAAUCAGGGGGUCAUGUACACUGAUCAUCAGGGCCCUGAUGAUCAGUGUAGCCCCAGCAGCGCCACCUGUCAGUGUCCAUCAGUGCUUUGUGUCCGUGCUCAUCAGUGCCACAUCAAUGUCACAUAUCAGUGCCUACCAGUGCACAUCAAUGCCACAUGUCAGUGCCCAUCUGAGCUGCCUUUCAGUGUCACCCAUCAGUGCCAAUCAGUGCCCCCUAUCAGUGCCAGUCAGUGCUGCCUAUCAGUGCCACCUAACAGUGCCAGUCCGUGCCGCAUAUCAGUGCCAUGUAUCAGUGCUGCC
Messenger RNA from Staurois parvus, 376 nucleotides. Lineage: Eukaryota; Metazoa; Chordata; Amphibia; Anura; Ranidae. The record is from the annotation of a GenBank genome assembly.